AUGUAUAUUAAAUUCAUAAAAGCUUUAAAUAAAUCUAGUCGUAAAGAACGAUGCUUAAAAUACCAGCAAUGCGACGGACAAAGCUGGUACGAUAAGUCGCGUGACUCACCGUCUCGAUGGUUCGCGGGAGGUGUCGGCAGCGGCGAGGGCGGCGCGGCGGGCGGCGGCGGCGGCGGGCGGCGCGGGGGCGGGCGCGGGGGCGGCGGCGGGCGGCGCGCACAGCACCUGCGCGAAGCGCGGCGGCAUCUCGUCGCGCGCGUCCCUCGACACGAUGCCGCGCCUGAGCACACACUCGCUACAGUGAGCCACUCAACACGAUACGGUAAAGUCAAGAGCGGAGGCGGAGGAGAGGAAACACAUACCGGUCUA
Molecule: messenger RNA, 369 nt
Organism: Brenthis ino (lesser marbled fritillary)
Lineage: Eukaryota; Metazoa; Arthropoda; Insecta; Lepidoptera; Nymphalidae
Source: the annotation of a GenBank genome assembly